AUGAACGUCAAUGGAAACGGAGGAGGAGAUCGGGAGAGCAGAAGGAGAUACGAUGAUGAUGAUCGACAUUCCUCACGAAGGCAUAGAGGUGAAUACUAUGAUGAAGACAGAGAUAGAAGAUCAAGUAGAAAUGGAUAUUCCUCAAGAAGAGGUGAUCGUGAUCCAUACUAUUACGAUUAUCGCGGAAAUGGUGGAGGAUACCAUCAUGAUCGAUAUGAUAGAGGCUAUGGAGGGCGGCGAGACGAUAGAAGAGGAAGAGGUGGAGCAGGAUGGAGAGAUGGACCAUCACAAGAAGCAAGUUCUAGCAUCCGAAGAAGUCCGACCCCUCCAGGCACAAGGCCGAUCAGUGAAAGGGUACGUAAGAAUAGCAAAUGGGAUCUCCCACCGGAUGGAUACGAAUCCAUGACACCUAUGCAAGCAAAAGCGACGGGAUUGUUUGGCAUUCCAGGACAGACAAGAACACUUGGAGUGCAAGGUGCUAGCUUGAUCCGAGGUGCGGAGGGAGCUGCAUCAAGUGGCAUCACAGCUGUUCCCAUGGCAGGCAGCGCAGCAGGAGGAGAUGCAUCAACUAAUGGCGCUGCCACGACGGGAGCAACGCAAGCUAAUAGACAAGCUAGAAGAUUGUAUGUUGGAAAUAUCGGUAUGCAUGCAUCAGAGGACAGUCUACUUCGAUUCUUCAACGACCAAAUGCGCAAGAUGAACUUUGCCAUCGAAGAAGGCGAUCCAGCGAUUGCAGCGCAGGUGAAUGGAGAGAAAGGGUAUGCAUUUAUUGAGUUGCGCGAUACGAGAGAAGCAACGAAUGCAAUGUCGUUUGACGGUAUUAUCUACCAAGGUCAAAGUAUCAAGAUUCGCAGACCAAAGGAUUAUAUCGGACCGGACCCACAUCCUCCCGCUAAUAAACAUGUUCCAGGUGUGAUUUCUACAAAUGUUCCAGAUGGUCCCAACAAGAUCUAUAUUGGAGGAUUACCGACCUAUUUGGUAGAAGACCAAGUGAUCGAAUUGCUGAAAUCAUUUGGUGAUUUACGAAGUUUCAAUUUGGUACGAGAAGCAGGCGUAAACGGAGCCAGUAAAGGAUUCGCAUUUUGUGAAUAUGUCGAUACAAAUAUUACGGAUCUUGCCAUUCAAGGUUUGAAUGAUAUGGAGCUAGGAGAUAAAAAGCUUUUAGUGCAAAGGGCAAGCGUUGGUGGAACGAGUACCGGUCAAAGAACAAUCACUGGAGCCAAUGCUGCACCACUCAUGACUGGCGCAAAUGGAAUUGGAGCAGGUGUAGCAUCUGAAAAUCUUGCUGGUGCAGGAGAGCCAACGAAAGCUAUGGUCUUGCUCAAUUGCGUUACAGCAGAAGAGCUUGUCGAUGCACAAGAAUAUCAAGAGAUCGUUGAAGAUAUGCGAGAUGAAUGUUCUCGGUAUGGACGAGUGGUGGAUAUGCGUAUUCCAAGACCGGAAGCGGCUAGUAAAGGAUCAGCAGCACAAUCAUGGAAACAAAUCAAACGUGAAGAAGAAGAAAGUUCAACGGAACGUGAAGGUGUUGGAAAAGUGUAUGUUUUGUUUGACGAUACCCAAGCUUGCCAAAAUGCAUUACAAGCAAUCGCUGGUAGACAAUUUGCAGGAAGGACGGUCAUUGCUGCUUUUAUUAGCGAAGAUUCAUUCCCUUCUGACGAAGAUGGUGGCCGUGAUGCGGAAGAGACUACGAAGCAGGCGACCAGUCUGUAA
Meira miltonrushii is the source of this 1710-nucleotide messenger RNA. RefSeq lists its product as uncharacterized. Gene Ontology annotation, cellular component: U2AF complex; U2-type prespliceosome; nucleus. The record is from RefSeq and is a predicted model, not a curated record. The transcript has a single exon. NCBI's taxonomy places the organism in Eukaryota, Fungi, Basidiomycota, Exobasidiomycetes, Exobasidiales, Brachybasidiaceae. Gene Ontology annotation, molecular function: pre-mRNA 3'-splice site binding; poly-pyrimidine tract binding. Gene Ontology annotation, biological process: mRNA processing. Bases 1 to 1710 code for a protein of 569 amino acids.